Symbiodinium pilosum is the source of this 1371-nucleotide messenger RNA. The record is from the annotation of a GenBank genome assembly. NCBI's taxonomy places the organism in Eukaryota, Dinophyceae, Suessiales, Symbiodiniaceae.
AUGGUGCGGGAGGCAAUCGAGGUCCUGGGAGGCGCGGCCUCGAAUGUCGACGUGACCAGCUGGGUUAUGGGCAAGUACCCAGGGACCAACAAGACCACGAUUCAGUGCCAGAUGAUCGCCGGCACGGUCAACCAUCCUUCGCGGGUGCACUACGGGGUCGAUGUCCGGUCGCGUGUCUGCGACAACCCGUUGUUCGACCAGUUCUUCCGCCCGGAGUCGGGACGCAUCGAACUCUACUCCCCCGAGCAGCACGGGAUGUGGGAGCUCUUCGAAACGCCCGACGGGCGGUUCUCGGUCCGCCAGUGCGGCGAUGAGGUCCAGCCUAGCGCGGAUGACGACACGGGCCACGCAUUCGCGGCCGAGACGCACCUGCGAGACUACCUCGCCCAGCACCUGGAUGAGAUCGAACCGGGGUUGCAGCUCUACGUGCAUCCCGAUGAGCGAAUCGGGGUCGAGUUUAUCACCGAGGUAGGGCGUAUCGAUAUCCUGGCCGUGGACGGGCAGGGCGCCUUCGUAGUGAUUGAGCUGAAGGUCGCCCGCGGUCCUGACUCGGUCGCUGGUCAGAUACUGCGCUACAAGAACUGGGUCAAACGGCAUUUGGCCAACGGGCAAUCCGUGCGGGGGAUCAUCAUCGCCCAGCAGAUCACAGACAAGAUCAAGUACGCGAUCGCCGACGACCCCGAGGUGGCGGCCAAGGAGUACGAGAUCAAAAUCGCGCUGCGCAAUGUGGUAGGAAUCUGGCGGCUCGGCAAUACGCUCAGCCGGAUCGAGUUUGAGCCGAUCGAGUCGGAGUCGAAACUCGAGGACACCAUCGCGGCGGACCUGUCAGUCUUGUCGCCGGGGCUGAUGCUGCUGGGGCGACAGAUUCCAACCGCGCACGGCAAGUUCAUCGACCUGCUGGCGAUGGACCGCGACGGCAACCUGGUCGUGAUCGAGCUGAAGCGGAACAAGACGCCGCGCGAGGUGGGGCUUUCCUACGACGACAUCGGCGAUCUGUAUGCCGCCAAGAACGAUGGUAGGGAGUUGGAAGUCGGGUUCGACGAGACCUUCUCCCACAGCCUUCCCGAGGACGUGAACGAAUCGCACCGGAUGAUCAUCGUCGCGUCCGAGCUGGACCCUAGCACCGAGCGGAUCAUUACCUAUCUAAGCGGCAGGUAUGGGGUGCCAAUUAAUACGGUCUUCUUCCGUUAUUUCGGAGACAAUGGCAGUGAGUACCUCACGCGGUCGUGGCUGAUCGACCCGCAGGACGCCGAGGUGCAGACCAGCAAGUCUUCGGCUAAGAAGCGGCAAGAGCCCUGGAAUGGCCGCGAUUUCUACGUGUCGCUGGGAGAAGGCCCGCACCAGAACUGGGACGACUGCCGAAAACGGUAG